Callithrix jacchus (white-tufted-ear marmoset) is the source of this 1508-nucleotide messenger RNA. It is a transcript of the gene VMA22, whose product is annotated as vacuolar ATPase assembly factor VMA22. Lineage: Eukaryota; Metazoa; Chordata; Mammalia; Primates; Cebidae. Gene Ontology annotation, biological process: vacuolar proton-transporting V-type ATPase complex assembly. The record is from RefSeq and is a predicted model, not a curated record.
CAAACUGGGGGCGGUGAUUGGGCGACUAGGAAGAAGGUGGCUCCAGAUCCGAUGUGUCGCCAUGGAGGCGCCUGACCUGCGAGUGGAGCUAGACUCACUGCUCCUGCAGCUUCUUCGGGACCUCGAGGAGCUGGAGGGGAAGCGAGCGGUGUUGAACGCCCGGGUGGAGGAGGGCUGGCUCUCGCUGGCCAAGGCUCGCUACGCGAUGGGCGCCAAGUCGGUGGGGCCCCUACAGUAUGCUUCCCACAUGGAACCCCAGGUCUGCCUCCACACCAGUGAGACCCAGGAGGGACUCCAGAAGUUUGAGGUGGUGAGAGCUGGCAUCCACACCCCAGAGGAGGUGGGGCCUGGCGAAGCAGCCUUUCUUUCCUCAGCUCUGCGCAGGCGCAAGGGCCCUGCUAAGACCCCAGAGCCACAGUCUUCUGAGGCCCCUCAGGACCCCCUGAACUGGUUUGGAAUCCUGGUUCCUCACAGUCUGCGCCAGGCUCAAGCAAGUUUCCGGGAUGGCCUGCAGCUGGCUGCAGACAUAGCCAGCCUCCAGAACCGCAUCGACUGGGGUCGAAACCAGCUCCGGGGACUCCAAGAGAAACUCAAGAAGCUUGAGCCUGGUACUGCCUGACAUGCGUGUACAGAGGCAGGGCAGCGAGCACAGCUCUUCUCAGCUGUCACUGCUUCAUCUCUGGCCUUCUUCCUUCACAAAUAACUCUUGCCCCUACCCCAUGCCAGUUAAUGCCCCCUCCGUCCCCCUGCUUUGCAUGUUUCCAUCUUCCUUAGGUGUGGAGUUUGAAGAGGCAAACUAAUUUUGAAAGCCACUACACUUUGAAACCAUUCUGAGGCCUGGGUUCCCAUACGACACACUCACAUGGGCAGGUACACAUUAGUCAACAAUUGGAACUGCCUGUUGGAUCACUCAGCUGUGCAUUCAUGGCUGGAUGAUAGGACACUGAGAAGAGAGGUGGGGGAGGACAGGAUGUAGCACUUCCUGUUUACUACACCCUCCAAAUUGACUUUCCUGGAGGAGAAAACCAUACUCGGCGGAGAGAUGAGGGCAGUAUGACUUGAAUCAACAAAGAUACAAACGCCUGAGUAGAUGGGCAGCCCUUGGCAGGGUCUAAGCCAGAAAGUGAAAAUGACCUGGCCUAGAUUUUUAAGGAAACUAGAGGAAGAGACCUAAGUUUUUAAAAUCCUGCCUUUUUGUCUUACCAUAAGAGGCUGAGCCUCUCUUCAUUUUUUUGAAGGGCCAUUUGUGUUUUCUAUUGUGGGAACUUCAUUCAUUUUUCUACUGGGUUGUUGAUCUUUGCAAUAAUUUCUAGGAGCUGUUUAUGUUUGGUGGGGAAUUAGUCUUUUGUUCAUAUAUAUGAGAUGUAAAUCUUUUUUUUCCAGUUUAUGUUUUUGCUUAUACUGUUUUGACUUUUUAUUGUGAAAUAAAAUGUGCUACAUCAAACUGCACAAAACAGUUGAAUAGCUUAAUGAGUAACUAUGGUAAAAGCAUGCUAACCACUACCCAA